AUGCAGCUUGUCUUCGCCGAUCAUCCGGUUCCAUCCGUUGUUACCAAAUCAAUUUUCUUAGCUGGCCCAUCUCCUCGAGAAGCAAAUGCCAUUGAUUGGCGUCAUGAAGCUAUUUCGUGCCUUUGCUCAUCGUCUAUUGAUUACGAUGGAACUGUUUUCAUUCCAGUUCCUGAACAGCGUUUCUACGGUACAGAUUACGAUCCUUCUGCAUGGACUUAUGACAACCAAAUUUCAUGGGAAUGCGAGUGUCGUCACGUAGCCGAUCUCAUUGUAUUUUGGGUUCCACGUCACGUCAAUGGACGAAUGCCAGGAUUUACUACGAAUGUGGAAUUCGGCGAAGAUCUACAUUGUGGCAAAAUUGUAUAUGGACGUCCUGAAGAUGCUGAAAAAUGUCUUUAUUUAGAUAAACGUAUGAAAGAUUUGAAAUUACCCGUGUUUAUUUCGUUAGAAGACACACUUCAUCAUGCUGUGUCUUUACUUGGCACGGGUGCUUUUAGAACAAGUGGUGAAGUUUACAUCCCACUUUUUAUCUGGAAAACAGAGCAAUUUCAGUCAUGGUAUUUCAAUCUCAAAACAGCAGGAAAUCGUUUGGAGAAAGCAAAGCUACUACAUCAUGUUGAGUCUAGAAACCCUAAACACGUAUUCUCUUAUCUACUGUGGGUUAAAGUAUGGAUUGAAGCAGAAAACCGUUACAAAGAAAAUGAGUUUGUCUUCGCUCGCAAGGAUAUAAGUGCAGUUUUAGCUUAUUAUAGAGAUAGCGACGAGGACAUUAAGAUUGUUAUAGUCAAAGAGUUUCGUAGUUCUGUCAAUAAUGCCGAUGGUUUUGUUUACGAAUUACCCAGUGGCAGCUCGUCUAGCCCAAGCAUGGAUCCACAGUUUACUGCUAAACACGAACUAGAAGAAGAAUGUGGUUUGACGAUUAUGGAUAUGUCCCGUUUCAAGUUUAUUGAACAACGACAAGUUGCCGCUACAUUAUCUUCACAUCGGGCACAGCUCUAUAGUAUUGAACUUACGAAAGACGAAUAUGAAAAUAUUCUCAAGAACGAAAUCAAAAACAAAACAUUCGGAGUACCUGAUGAUAGUGAAAGAACGUAUCUAACGAUGGUCAGCAUUUCACAACUACAACAUAGUCUCCUCGAUUUUUCAAUGCUCGGAAUGAUCUACUGUGCGCUGUUCUUGAAUAAACAAGAUUAA
Molecule: messenger RNA, 1194 nt
Organism: Rotaria socialis
Lineage: Eukaryota; Metazoa; Rotifera; Eurotatoria; Philodinida; Philodinidae
Source: the annotation of a GenBank genome assembly